This is a messenger RNA of Phoenix dactylifera (date palm), 1537 nucleotides long. Its product is annotated as E3 ubiquitin-protein ligase PRT1. Gene Ontology annotation, molecular function: ubiquitin protein ligase activity; zinc ion binding. The record is from RefSeq and is a predicted model, not a curated record. Gene Ontology annotation, biological process: proteasome-mediated ubiquitin-dependent protein catabolic process. Lineage: Eukaryota; Viridiplantae; Streptophyta; Magnoliopsida; Arecales; Arecaceae.
AAGGUUUGGUCGGCCCUCCUCCUCGGCGUUCAUCCAAGAAGAAUGGCUGGCGCCGAGGCAGAAGAAGCCAUGAACUCCUCUUCUCCCUCCGCGAGCUCGUCAGGAGAUGGAACCCUCAUCGAGGACUUCUCCAACUCCUUCUUUCAGUGCUGCGUCUGCCUGGAUCUCCUCUACAAACCCAUUGUUCUUGCUUGUGGUCAUAUUUCUUGCUUUUGGUGUGUGCAUAAAGCUAUGCACGGCUCGCGAGCAUCAUAUUGUGCUCUAUGUAGGCAACCGUAUAAGCACUUUCCUAGUAUCUGCCAAUUACUCCACUUCUUGCUCCUAAAACUUGAACCUGCGGCCUAUAAAAGAAGGGAAAAGGAAGUGCUAGAGGAAGAAGAACGUAUGGACAUAUACUCACCUCAGUUUGUAGAUCACUUAAUCUCUGAGAGGGUUCAUUCUGGCGAGAUUUUAAAAAAUAAUGACAGUCUUAAAGCCAACAAAAGUGAAGCUUCAAAAGAACUUACUUUUCCAGAAAAUAGACUUGAGAAUGGAAUUUGCAAACAAAUUUCCAUGAACGACGUACUAUGUUCUCUUUGCAAGGAACUGCUGUAUCAACCUGUUGUUCUCAAUUGUGGGCAUGUAUUUUGCGAAUCUUGCCUGUCUAGCGUAGUUGGCGAUCCUCUUAAAUGUCAAGUGUGUCAAAGUCUGCAUCCUGGAGAAUUUCCAAAUAUUUGCUUGGAUCUGGAUCAUUUCUUGGAAGAACAAUUUCCUAGAGAGUAUGCAAUGAGAAGAGAAAGCGUACUGCUAAAAGUUGAACAUAGACAUGGGGAUCCAUCAUCUAGUGUUUUGCAUACAGAGAAGCAAAGUUCCAAAUCAUCUUGUAAUGUCCCAGACGAUCACCUAUGCCUACCUGAAGACUUGUCAAGUGUCCAUGUUGGAGUUGGCUGUGAUUCAUGUGGGAUGUAUCCCAUAAUUGGAAAGAGGUACAAAUGUCAAGACUGCAGAGAGACAAUUGGCUUUGACCUGUGUGAAGCAUGCUAUAAUACUAGCUCUAAACUCCCUGGCAGAUUCAAUCAGCAGCACACACCUGACCACAAGUUCGAACUUGAUGACACACUGUUGCUAUAUAAGAUAUUGUUGUUCAGGGCCAUGCCAGAGGAGGACCCUCAACAAGAUGUUGCCGAAGCUGAUCUCCCUGAUGAUGAUCAACAAGACCAUGAAGAUCAUGAUCAUGUACCAGAAGGAAAUCUGAAUGAGGAUCAAAUCUUAUAGAAGAAAAGUCAAUUUUCAGCAUGAGAAAGUUAUAUAUCAUGUUCACCAAGUAUAAUUAGGACCAGAAGCCACGAUCAGGUUGUAAAGAAAUAACAAGGAUUGCCUGGCAUCAGCAUUGGAGUUGUUAAUCAUUUUUCUGUUGCUUUAUUAAUUUUAGCUUCAGUUGUUUCUGUCGGAAAAUGAUGACAUUGAUUUCAGUUGUUUGAUUAUUCAAAUACACAUUUACUUUUUCAUUGUCAAAUAAUUAUUGCACAUUACCAAACAAAUUUUUUAUUUCCUGCUA